Messenger RNA from Drosophila willistoni, 2345 nucleotides. It is a transcript of the gene ReepA, whose product is annotated as receptor expression-enhancing protein 2. The record is from RefSeq and is a predicted model, not a curated record. NCBI's taxonomy places the organism in Eukaryota, Metazoa, Arthropoda, Insecta, Diptera, Drosophilidae. Gene Ontology annotation, molecular function: microtubule binding. Gene Ontology annotation, biological process: endoplasmic reticulum tubular network organization. Gene Ontology annotation, cellular component: cytoplasmic microtubule; endoplasmic reticulum membrane; endoplasmic reticulum tubular network. The transcript is spliced from 9 exons. Bases 522 to 2276 code for a protein of 584 amino acids.
UGUUGUUCUCCCGUCUCUGUCUUUCUGUGUGUGUUAAACAAAAGCGUUUAUUGUUGCUGGAACGCGGGCAAAUGCAUCGAACAACGAAUAGAACAAAAAUUUACUCGAGUGCACACAAAUUGUCCGUGUAAUUGUGAAUUAAAAACUUAACAAUGCACAAAAAAUGUAGUCAAGUGAUAUAAGUUAAAAGCUAAAGACGCGCAACACGGUGCUAAAAAUUGCGUUGUACUUGCUUUUUCAAAUCGAAGUAAUCCGAAAAUUGUAACAAGGAAAUUUCCAUUUCAAUAGUUUUAGUUCAGUUUUAGUUUUGUUUUACAUACAACAACAACAACAACAACAUACAAAACAACCAGUAAAAAUCCAGGCAAAAUUUUUAGAAAUAACCAAGUUAAAUUUACGGAUAAAUUAAAUUGGUGAAAAAGGUGAAGGAGUGAGACGAAAAGUACGUACGAAAGGAGGUGGAGGAGAAGGAGAAAACAAAGGACAAAGGAUACGUGUAGGACAAGGAGGAAAUCAUCAAUAUGAUCAGCGCUUUGUUCUCUCGCCUUAUUAUAUUGUUCUUUGGCACCCUAUAUCCAGCCUAUGCCUCCUAUAAGGCGGUGCGUACCAAAAAUGUCAAGGAAUAUGUAAAAUGGAUGAUGUAUUGGAUCGUUUUUGCAUUUUUCACUUGCAUUGAGACCUUCACCGAUAUUUUCUUGUCCUGGUUUCCAUUUUAUUAUGAAGUGAAAGUGGUUAUCGUAUUAUGGCUACUAUCGCCAGCCACAAAGGGCAGUUCGACAUUAUAUCGCAAAUUUGUGCAUCCGAUGCUAACAAGACGUGAACAGGAAAUCGAUGAGUAUUUAAAUCAGGCCAAAGAGCGCGGCUAUUCGGCUGUGCUACAAUUGGGCUCCAAGGGAGUCAACUAUGCCACAAAUGUUAUCAUGCAGACGGCCAUUAAGGGUGGCGGCAAUCUAGUGCAGACGAUCAAGCGAAGCUAUAGCUUGAGUGAUCUCAGUGAGCCUGAUAUGCAUCGCACUCAGGAUGAAUUAGAUGAUGUGAUGAUGUCCUCCUCAGCAGUGGUGAUGCGUCCACAUGCAUCCACCUCCUCCUCCUCAUCGUCUACACGUUUACUGCGUCCGAGAAAUCAGACGCCAGUGGGCAGAUCGGCAAGUGGUACACGUCACUCCACUGGCAUGUAUUUCACCGAGGUUGAUGUAACUGCCAAAAAUGCUGGAGAUUACAACUACAACAUACGCAGUCAGGACGAUAUAAGCUCUGGCUAUUCGAGUGCCGAACCGCUUAGUGGACUCAGCCGCACUUCAUCCAUGACAAAUGCUUCCAAGGCACGCUUGAAGUCCAAACGUAAUGAGCAAUUGAUGCUGGAAGAGAUGAGAAAUGAAGUCUAUAUGGAAAAUCAAUUAUACUAUCAGGAAUUGGCCAAAGAAAAGAACAAAGAAACCAACUUGGAUGUGGCUCCUCAAUUGAUAGCCCACGAAGAAGAGGAUAAUUUCUAUGAGGCCGAGUCCAUUUUAGUCGAAACUAAACCACAAAUGGAAGUUCUCAAAGAAGAGGAGCCAGAAAAAACAUCUAACAUAGAUUCGACACUACAAGAAGAGGUCAAUACUAACGAUUCUUUAGCAGUUCCUUUAAUAGAAAUACCCAAAACCAAAGAAAUCCUUGAUACAGUUGAGGAAACCAAAGAACCCAAUCAAAGUGUAGAUAAACAAGCUUUGGAAAACUCCUUAAAUGGUUCACAAAAAUCAUUAGAAGGUGAAGAAUGUUUUGAGGAAGCUUUAGAGAAUAUUUCAACCAACUCGCAAGAAGCAUUGGAGAAUAUAGAAACGGAAACAGCAAAAACAACCAUAGUAGAAACUCCUCUAAAUGUUGAUCCAUUUGUUUUGGUGGUAAGCACUUCUUCACUUGAUCCCACACCACCUCCACGUCCUGUGACACCACGAGAUUUGAUGGCCACACUGGAAGAGAUUAAGCACAGCUUUCGUGAGCAACUUAGACCAGAGACAACGCCAUCACCUCGUCCACGCUUAGCUCAGCAUGGCAAGGGAAGAGCUCCUCCUCCACCAUUACCACCUAGAGCACAAUCCCUAACGCCAUCCCAACAGGAUACAAUAAGUGUUAAUUCAACAGCUAGCACACCGGAAACCGGAACACCAAGAAAGUCAGGUAUUGGGCAACUCUUCAAGAAUAUAAAAGCUAAUGUGCUGCGCAGUAAAUCUAAUCCAAAUGAGCCGGAUGAACAGCCCCAACCGCUGGCAAUGGGCAAAGAAACGCAACUCUGAAGACAAAUCCAUGUCUGCUAGUUGCACUACCUUGCCCAGAACCAGCAGCCGUAAGACGGAUAAAACUCA